This is a messenger RNA of Erigeron canadensis, 1095 nucleotides long. RefSeq names its product transcription factor ILR3-like. NCBI's taxonomy places the organism in Eukaryota, Viridiplantae, Streptophyta, Magnoliopsida, Asterales, Asteraceae. The coding region runs from base 121 to 879 and encodes 252 amino acids. Gene Ontology annotation, biological process: regulation of DNA-templated transcription; intracellular iron ion homeostasis. The transcript has 5 exons. The record is from RefSeq and is a predicted model, not a curated record. Gene Ontology annotation, molecular function: DNA-binding transcription factor activity; protein dimerization activity.
UUAUUAUUCCCCAGUCCAAUCACUAAUAAUAAUAAUUCAUGAUUAAGAUAAAAAAAAAUUGUAGACAACCUUUUUUCUCUACUUUCAUUUGGUUUUGAUUCUUGACACUUUUAACUAAUCAUGGAAGUUGAUCAAGUAGUAGUUUUAGAUGAAAACCCAAAUUGGCUUUUGGAUUAUGGUCUCAUGAUGGAUGUUAUUUCAGCUGAUCAUGCUCACUUCACUUGUCAACCACCACCACCACAGUCUGCAGUAGCAGUUGGUUUUACGUGGCCAUCAUCUGUCGUUACCUGCUCUGCUCCUGCUCUAAGUGGAGAGAUUGAAAGCUCAUUUAUCGAUUUUGAAGAGCCUAAGGAAGCAGGAUCACGAAAACGGUUGAAGUCUGAGACCAUCAACAUAUGCGGGUCCAAAGCUGGGCGUGAGAAAUUACGUAGAGAUAGGAUGAAUGAGAGGUUUUUGGAAUUGGGCUCAAUCCUGGAGCAUGGAAGACCACCAAAAACAGAUAAGACGGCUAUCCUGAGCGAUGCUAUUCGAAUGAUAACUCAGCUACAGACAGAAACCAAGAGGCUCAGCGAGUCAAAUGUUGAAUUGCAGGAAAAGAUCAAGGAAUUAAAGGCUGAGAAGAAUGAACUCCGAGAUGAAAAGCAGAGGCUUAAAGUCGAGAAGGACAAGCUGGAACAACAAAUGAAGUCUAUGAACUGUCAACCAAGUUGCCUGGCACUUCCCACUGCCAUGCGUUCUGCAUUUGCUGCACAAGAGCAAGCUGCUGGAAACAAGUUGAUGCCUUUUGUUGGGUACCCUGGUGUUGCAAUGUGGCAAUUCAUGCCUUCUUCUGUAGUCGACACAUCACAUGAUCACGUCCUUCGACCUCCAGUGGCAUAAUCACAUGACUCUUUUGGUGUGUUAUCUUGUCUUCCUCCUAAACUUUAUGCAUGAUACAUUCGGUUGUUCUUGAAUUGGUGGUGCUUGAAGGUGUUUGCUAAGUAAUAAUGCAUUUCAAAUGGACACAAUAAUUUGCAUUAUCUUCUUAUAUAUUGAUGUAAUAUAUCGAAUACUCUUUGGUUUGUCUGUUUGCAUAUUACUUUUUAUAUUCAGAUA